AUGAUAUUUGGAUAUUAUAUAUAUAAACCGCUUUUUUCAUAUCGUCGAUCAGUCCAUUAUUUUACUUUGAAUUCAAUAUCCAUCGGUGAUGGAUACGCCCCUGAAAACCAUAUAAAACCAUAUAAAGACGCUCUAAUACUUGAAUCGACUAUUUAUGGGCUUAUAAAACUGUUCAACUAUAUUUCUGGACUCGUUAAUAUCGAUGUCGGAAAAACCAAAUAUAUCUGUAAUAAUCAUGCUGUCUCAAACUAA
Pneumocystis jirovecii RU7 is the source of this 252-nucleotide messenger RNA. RefSeq lists its product as uncharacterized. The transcript is spliced from 3 exons. The record is from RefSeq and is a predicted model, not a curated record. NCBI's taxonomy places the organism in Eukaryota, Fungi, Ascomycota, Pneumocystomycetes, Pneumocystales, Pneumocystaceae. Bases 1 to 252 code for a protein of 83 amino acids.